Acanthocheilonema viteae is the source of this 1314-nucleotide messenger RNA. The record is from the annotation of a GenBank genome assembly. Lineage: Eukaryota; Metazoa; Nematoda; Chromadorea; Rhabditida; Onchocercidae.
AUGAAAGCUUUGCUUGCUUCCAGUGGACAUUCCCAGCAACAGCCGCAACAGCAACAGCCGAGUAGUGGAGUACAUUUACCUUAUACUGCUGGUGGUAAACGUAAUAGUAACGCUUCCGCAACUAGUGGUACUUCGGGAGCUAAUUCGGAGAAACAUGAACGAGGACAGCUUGUCGAUUCCUUUUCUAAGCUCAAUGAUUUAUGUCGAAUAAACAAUCAGUUAUUGAUCGCAUUGGGUGUUGGUCAUCCAAAAAUUGAUCAAAUUUGUACAUUACUUGCGCGAUAUGGAAUACAUCCUAAAAUGACCGGUGCUGGUGGUGGUGGAAGUGUUUUUGCUUUCUUAAAACCUGAUACAUCAGCGACUGUGUUAUCGAUGAUCAAAGAUGAGCUGACAAAAUUAGAUUACGAAUUAUGGCAACCCCCGCUUGGUGGUCCCGGAGUUGUAUGCCAUAACAGUAAGCCUGAUCUCUUUGUUGUGCCUAGCACGAUUGGAACACCGAGCGCCACAAUGAAAAUGCUCGUCGAAAUUGAACAAACUGUGGGUUUCUUAGCUUCAUUCUUGUAUGGAACAAUUCCUCGUCGCCGCAUUGAUACAUUUGCUGAAAUCUUGGCUAAUCGAUUGCUGGAACGAUUUACAGAUCAGUCUUGUCCACCAAAAAUUUGCCAUUUAGUCGUUAAUGUUGCCGGAAAAAGUGAUCCUCUUAUUCAAGAUGCAGCUGAAGAAGCUUAUAUGGAUUUGACAGAAAUGCAAUCUCUUCUUCCUAACAAUUUGAUUGUUGAGAUACGACAAGGUUCCGUUAAUGCAGUCAAUGCAGAUACCGGUCAAAUAAAAGCAAUCUAUCCGGAAUCAAAGGCUUUUUUUUUAAAAACUCAAGAUAAUGGACGUCAUUUCCAUAAUCGCUGCGCUUUGUCACCAAAUUCGAAAAGUUAUCAAACAAAAAGACGUCCUUUGCUACGCAUUGAAUAUGAAUAUCGUUGUUUGGGUGGAAAAAAUAAACCGUGCGGACGACCAUAUUUUGAACUCCAACGAGAUGAUGCAGUUUAUACUGCUCAAGCCUUUGCUGCAACACGUUUUGGAUCCACCAAACUUAAAAGUCAUCAGGGUGUUGAUGCUGGUAAUGGAUAUCAUCCAUACACAACACCAUCACUCUACGCAUAUCUCCAAUUGCUCAUUUUUCUGAACGCAUUAGCGUGUUUAACAGUUUGGUCCGAGAAACUAGAACAGGAAUUCGAUAAUAUGAAAGAUGUUCUUUUUGAAACUGUUCUUUAUGUCCGAAAUUACAGCUUAAAAAGCGAAAAAUCUUUUAUUUUCUAA